UUUCCACUUUCUACGGGAUACAGGUGCCUGUGCGGCCUGAAAGCCGCCACACCAUGAAGGAAACGCCGCUUUCAAACUGCGAGCGCCGGUUCCUGCUUCGCGCCAUUGAAGAGAAGAAGCGGUUGGAUGGAAGACAAACCUACGAUUAUAGGACCAUCAAGAUCUCAUUUGGGACAGAUUAUGGCUGCUGUAUUGUGGAACUUGGAAAAACAAGAGUUCUUGGACAGGUUUCCUGUGAACUUGUUUCUCCAAAACUCAAUAGGGCAACAGAAGGUAUUCUUUUUUUUAACCUUGAACUGUCUCAGAUGGCUGCCCCAGCUUUUGAACCCGGCAGGCAGUCAGAUCUCUUGGUGAAGUUGAACCGUCUCUUGGAAAGAUGUUUAAGAAAUUCAAAGUGUAUAGACACUGAAUCUCUCUGUGUUGUUGCUGGUGAAAAGGUUUGGCAAAUACGUGUGGACCUACAUUUAUUAAAUCAUGAUGGAAAUAUUAUUGAUGCUGCCAGCAUUGCUGCAAUUGUGGCCUUAUGUCACUUCCGAAGACCUGAUGUGUCAGUCCAAGGAGAUGAAGUAACACUGUACACACCUGAAGAGCGUGAUCCUGUACCAUUAAGUAUCCACCACAUGCCCAUUUGUGUCAGUUUUGCCUUCUUCCAGCAAGGAACAUAUUUAUUGGUGGAUCCCAAUGAGCGUGAAGAACGUGUAAUGGAUGGCUUGCUGGUGAUUGCCAUGAACAAGCAUCGAGAGAUUUGUACUAUCCAGUCCAGUGGUGGGAUAAUGCUACUGAAAGACCAAGUUUUGAGAUGUAGUAAAAUAGCUGGUGUGAAAGUAGCAGAAAUUACAGAACUAAUACAGAGAGCUUUGGAGAAUGACCAGAAAGUGAGGAAAGAAGGUGGAAAGUUUGGCUUUGCAGAAUCUAUAGCAAAUCAGAGGAUCACAGCAUUUAAAAUGGAAAAGGCCCCCAUUGAUACCUCCAAUGUAGCGGAGAAAGCAGAAGAAAUCAUUGCUGAAGCUGAACCUCCUUCAGAAGUUGUCUCUAAUCCUGUGUUAUGGACUCCUGGAACUGCUCAGAUUGGAGAAGGCAUAGAAAACUCCUGGGGUGAUCUUGAAGACUCUGAGAAGGAAGAAGAGGAGGAAGGUGGCAGCGAUGAAGCUAUCAUUCUUGAUAGUAUAAAAAUGGACACUGGAGUAGAAAUCUCCAAUAUUGGAAGCCAAGAUGCCCCUAUAGUACUCUCAGAUAGUGAAGAAGAAGAAAUGAUCAUUUUAGAACCAGACAAGAAUCUGAAGAAAAUCAGAAUGCAGACCAGCAUUGCAAAACAAGAAAAAGUACCAAGUAAAAAGCCAAUGAAAAAGAGGAAAAAGAAGAGAGCUGUUAAUUAAAGCUAGCAUAGUUGUAUAUAUACUAUUAAAAAUAUAUUUAUUC
Molecule: messenger RNA, 1419 nt
Organism: Orycteropus afer afer
Lineage: Eukaryota; Metazoa; Chordata; Mammalia; Tubulidentata; Orycteropodidae
Gene: EXOSC9
Product: exosome component 9
Biological process (GO): nuclear mRNA surveillance; U1 snRNA 3'-end processing; nuclear polyadenylation-dependent mRNA catabolic process
Cellular component (GO): nuclear exosome (RNase complex); cytoplasmic exosome (RNase complex)
Source: RefSeq, a predicted model, not a curated record